AUGUCCUUGGCGGCUUUGAACGUCUCGCUGUUCGUCGCGCAGACGUCGCUGACGCUCGACGGCCUGCAGCAGCUGUCUGAUCACCGGCUGCUCUUCUUCUUCCUCUUUCUCUCAGCCUACCUGUUCGCGCUGUGCAGCGACGGCCUCGUGCUGGUAGUGAUCUGCACGCGCCACAGCCUCCAUAAACCCAUGUACGUGUUCAUAGCCGCGCUGCUGCUGAACUCGUUGCUGGGCGGCAGCGCGGUCUACCCGCGGCUGCUGUGGGACCUGCUGUGGGAGAGCGGCUCUGUUCUGGUCACACUGUCAGCGUGUGCGUGUCAGGCGUGGGUGGUUUACUCUUGUGGGGCCUCGGCCUUCCUGUUGCUGCCGGCCAUGGCCUUCGAUCGCUAUGUCGCGAUCUGUCGCCCGAUGCGCUACGCUGCGCUGGUGUCGCCGCGCGCGGUUGCCGCUCUGCUCCUGUUCUGUUGGCUGCUGCCUGCCGCUAUGAUUGGGAGCGCAGCGCUUCUUGCCGCGCGCCAGCCGCUCUGCCGCUCUCAUAUCAAUAGGCUCUACUGUGAUGUUUACAGUUUAAACAGACUCAGCUGCGGCGGGAACGCGGCGCUGCUGAGCGAAGUUUUCGCCCUGUUCAUCUCUGUUGCUUGUUGCCUGUUGCCCGUCGCCUUCGUUCUUUUCUCCUACAGCAGCAUCCUUUAUAUCUCCCUGUGCCGCGUAAGCGGCUCCAGCGGCAAAGCGUUGCGCACCUGUCUGCCGCACCUGCUGGUCUUCCUAAACUACAGCGCUUGUACUGCGGUGGAGCUUCUGCAGCGCCGCCUGCAGGCCGGAGAUCAGCCUGCAUCCUCUGUGCUAACUUCGGUGCUGGUCGUUCUGGUUCCGACCGUGUUAAACCCGGUAGUGUACGGCCUGAAUAUGAGCGCCAUCACCGGAUACAUCAGGCGGCUGCUGAGCAGCAGGAAAACCGAAUGA
Messenger RNA from Poecilia latipinna (sailfin molly), 963 nucleotides. RefSeq names its product olfactory receptor 11A1-like. Gene Ontology annotation, cellular component: membrane. Gene Ontology annotation, biological process: G protein-coupled receptor signaling pathway; detection of chemical stimulus involved in sensory perception of smell. The transcript has a single exon. The record is from RefSeq and is a predicted model, not a curated record. Bases 1 to 963 code for a protein of 320 amino acids. Gene Ontology annotation, molecular function: olfactory receptor activity; G protein-coupled receptor activity; odorant binding. NCBI's taxonomy places the organism in Eukaryota, Metazoa, Chordata, Actinopteri, Cyprinodontiformes, Poeciliidae.